Canis lupus familiaris (dog) is the source of this 4120-nucleotide messenger RNA. Its product is annotated as zinc finger protein 426. The coding region runs from base 211 to 1899 and encodes 562 amino acids. Gene Ontology annotation, biological process: regulation of transcription by RNA polymerase II. Lineage: Eukaryota; Metazoa; Chordata; Mammalia; Carnivora; Canidae. Gene Ontology annotation, molecular function: DNA-binding transcription factor activity; RNA polymerase II cis-regulatory region sequence-specific DNA binding. The record is from RefSeq and is a predicted model, not a curated record. The transcript has 7 exons.
CGGGGUCUCUUCCGCUGUCUCCUCUCUGCGGCGUUCAGCGCGUCGGGAUGGUAGUGGUCGUCCGUGGGCCGGCAGUGGUGAGAGUGGCGUGAAGUAUUUCAGGUUAACACUGUGUCAAGAGUAACGAAGACUGCCAUGUUUACUUAGAUUCUUAAAUUGCACUGAAGUGAUCGUGGCACUAAAUUUUGCAUCAGACAUCGCUCUCCCAGGAUGGCAGCCAUUGAUUUGACGCAUGAUCUUUCUAGAGAUCCUUUUUUUCUUCCUGAGGUAAACACAGAGACAGAAAAGAUGGUAGCUGUCUGGCUGAAAAAUUAUCAUCAGAUUGCAGUGACCUUUGAGGAUGUGGCAGUGGACUUCACCCAGGAGGAGUGGAUAUUACUGGACCUUAAUCAGAGAAACCUAUACAGAAGUGUGAUGCUGGAGAACUACCAGAACCUGGUCUCAGUAGUACAUUUUCCUCUGGCAGAAUAUCAACUGUCAAAACCUAAGCUGGUUGCUUGGUUGGAACAACAGGAGCUGAGGACAGUGGAGACCGGAGUUUUCCAAGAAUGGGAAAUGCGACCUCAAACUAAAGAAUCAGCAUCUCGCCAGGAUUUUUUUGGAGGAAAAACAGCCAUUGAAAUACAAAAAGAAAAGACCCACCAUGGAGCAGAACUCUCUGACUGUGAACAAGGUAGAAAAGUCUUGAGUAAACAUUUAAACCUUAAGACACAUGUGAGAACUCAAAAUAGAGGGAACACUUUUGAGCAUAAUCAGUACCGCAAUGGCUUCCUUAACCCACAAAAGAAAAACUCUACUAGAGAGAAGCCUUCUGAGUUUAAUCAGCGUGAUAAAGUUUUCAGCCUGACUCCACAUACAGCGUAUGAGAGAACUAGUAUGGCAAAGAAGACUUUUGAAUGCAGGGACUGUGGGAAAACGUUCAUUAGUCAUUCACGCUUUCAGACACAUGUGAGAACUCACAAUGGAAGAGACCUCAAUGAAUGGAGGCAGUUUCUAAAAGCUUCAGUUUUCCCUGCAGGCCGUACUGAGCAUGUGCAGACACAUACUGCUCAAGAACUCCAUGAAUGUAAACAAUGUGGGAAGUCUUAUGCAGAUUCCAAGUGCCUCAAUAAUCAUAUCAUUCGACUUCACGCUGGAAGAAAACCUUUUGAAUGUAGUGAAUGUGGGAAAGCCUUCAUUACAUCCUCACGCCUUUAUGUGCAUUUGAGAAUUCACACUGGAGAGAAACCCUAUCGAUGUAAAGAAUGUGGGAAACACUUCCAGUGGCCCUCACUGCUUCGUAAACAUGUUCGAACUCACAGUGGCGAGAAGCCCUAUAAAUGUCAGGAAUGUGGGAAAGCCGUGAGUCGUUCCUCAGUUCUUAAUGAACAUUUGAGAAUUCAUACUGGAGAGAAGCCCUAUAAAUGUAAGGAGUGUGGGAAACACUUCGCUUGGCUGUCAGUCCUCCGUAAACAUGUUCAGACUCACAGUGGUGAGAAGCCCUAUAAAUGCCAGGAAUGUGGGAAAGCCCUCAGUAGUUCCUCAAUUCUUAAUGAACACUUAAGAAUUCACACUGGAGAGAAACCCUAUAAAUGUAAGGAGUGUGGGAAAGCCUUCACUAAUUCUUCACGACUUAGUGUACAUUUGAGAAUUCACACAGGAGAGAAACCCUAUCAAUGUAAAGAAUGUGGCAAAGCUUUUGUUUGGCCCUCAGUCCUUAAAAAACAUCUCCGAACACACAGUGGAGAGAAGCCCUAUGAAUGUGGUGACUGUGAGAAAGCCUUCAGUAAUUCCUCAUAUCUUAAUGAACAUCUGAGACCCCAUACUGCAGAGAAACCCUUUCGAUGUGGUGAAUGUGGGGAAGCCUUUAGGACUUUCUUAUAUUUUAAUAGCCAUUUGAGAAAUCACUCUAGAGAGUAACCCUGUGAAAGUAAGUACUGUGACAAAGCUUUCACUAGUGCUCUCAUCCUGAUGUGACAUUUAAGAAUUAAUACUGGAGAGAAACCAUAUUAAUGUAAGGAAUGUGAGAAAGGCUUCACUUGGUUUUCCAACCUUCAAAAACAUACAAAUUCAAAGUAAAGAGAAACCCUUUGUACAGAAUAUGGGAAAACCUUCAGUAUUUACACAUUUGAAGUCACACUGGAGAUAAAGCCUGGGGGAAAGCCUUCACUAUCUAAUCAAGCCAAACUCAACAUGUAAAAAUUGAUACCAGAGAGCAACCCUUUGAAUUGUAAGGAAUGUGAGGAAAACUUCAGUCAUGGCCAUGACUAAACACCUAAACACUAAGCACAAUAAAUUGAGGAUUUAUGUACAUAAUAAGCAUGACAAAGUGUUAUUCCAGUGUAUUUCAAAAACAUAAAAAGCGACAUUGGAGGGAAAACUUGAAUAUGAGGACUAUGGACAGGUCUACAGGUGUCCCAUUGAAUACAUGAAAGAGCUCCUUAAUUAGAUGUCUAUGAAGUUAAAUGAUGUGGGAAAGCAAUCAGUCUCCUACAAACCAUGCUGGAGGAGCACAGUUGAAGAUGUAUGGAACUCAACUUACAGGGUAGCUUCAUAGAUGUUUUUUGAACAUGUGCCACUCUGUCCAGAGCAUUUUUGGGAAUGGUCUGGCUCUCUGCCCCUCAUAGCAAUGCUAGUCCAGUCUAGUUUCUAUACCUGGUUUGCAGCCUUGCCCCAUGUGGGACUAUCACCGUUAGACUUAAUGUUAUACAAGCCACUGGGAUCCUCUAGUGUAUACUGACCUUGUCUAAUAUUGUGAAGAUGGUGAGCAGUUGAAUUUAGUUCAUUGUUCAGAGUCCAUCUGCAGUGCCUCAUGCUGGCAAAGGUGGAGGAUAUGUGUCUAGAUUUCCUGAAAUGUUUCUCUCACACCUGAUCUUUCUGGGUCAGGAAAGACUUUAGAAACAGUGAGGUUAUACCCUGAUCUCAUAACUCUGGAAAGAGAGCGACAUACUCAGUACUAGGUUAGAAAAUAUUUUUAACCUCAGACAGUGUGUGGAGAGAUUGGGAACAGAGAAUGUUCUCUUGUUCUUAAAUCACCAUAUCCUGGGAAAGCAAUUCUAUUCUUUGCCUGUGUUCAGAAACAGCUGCACCUAGCAUGUGACAUGGUGGUUAGUUUCACAUCCCUUCACAUGCUAUGAGAUAGGAAACCUUGUGGCUAGGACAGAUCCUGAUAUUCUGAUAUACUUUAUGCCACAACUGAUAGAGACACAGAAUCCAUCAGAACCUUGUUUCAGUUUUGAGUUAACACAUUUAUGUACUUGUAACACUUGAGCAGCCUUUAGUUAUGUCAUGGGUGGCCUUGUAGGCUGCAGCAGUUUAAUGUCACCUUCCUUCUGGCUUAAAUCAGUAGAGUACACUUCAAAUCAAAUUUAAUGAUAAAUCCUGAUCAGAUGUCACCUGGAUAUGGGGUACCUGGGUGUUUCAGUCAGUUAAAUGUCCAGCUGUUGACGUCAGCUCAGUUCUUGAUCUUAGGGUCUUGAGUUCAAGCCCUGGAUUGGGCUCUGGGUGUGGAGCCUACUUAAAAAGAAGUGACCCAGAUACACUCUUGUGUUUGGAGACUGGGAUAUGGAAGGGAUUCUUUUGAAUAUGGCUGUAGUCUUAACUGCUUGGUGUGUGUUGGAAUGUAUAAUACACUGACUGGCCUUAAGUAUUGAUAUCUCAAAACCCAUAAGUUGUAAUUCCAGCAAUCUGAUACCCUCAUCAUUGUUAUUGUGCUGAUAACGUUAGCUGAUCUCACUGAGCUCCUCUUUUCAUACUUGGAUUGUCUCCUCCUAAAUAAGAAUGUCUUCUUCAUGGGAAAAUAUAAACCAUUUUCCACCUGUAGGUCUUACUGCUCUGUGAUCUUUUCCUAUGGGAGAAGCCUGGCAGUCCAGCUCAGUUUUCUUGGUACAUUCUAACCAGAGAAGCUUGAUUACCUCAGGGGUGUGCACUGUGAUCACACCCAUGCUGAACUCCAUCUACAGCCUGAGCAACAAGGAUGUAAUGAGCCUCCUGGAAAGGCUUUUUCACCUAGGAGAGGAGCUGUGAUGGGCCACUGGCCUUAGAACCAAGAGGACAUUGUGAGUCCCAAAUGCAAACGUUGUGCAUUUAAGUUUAUGGUUACUCUCCUCUUGUAAUAGAUAUCUUUUCCUUUAUUUCCAAA